Messenger RNA from Penicillium antarcticum, 3204 nucleotides. Its product is annotated as sulfate transporter family protein. The transcript has 4 exons. NCBI's taxonomy places the organism in Eukaryota, Fungi, Ascomycota, Eurotiomycetes, Eurotiales, Aspergillaceae. The record is from RefSeq and is a predicted model, not a curated record. Gene Ontology annotation, cellular component: membrane. The coding region runs from base 1 to 3204 and encodes 1067 amino acids.
AUGGGCGUGCUGCAACCACGACGUCGCGACUCUCGCGCAUCUGUCUUGUCUCGCAACCUGAUGUUCGACCGUGAUCCGAGUAUGGCUCUGUCACCAGAGUCACUGGUGGAACAUGCAAACCUGGCCAGUUCACCUGGCCCAAUAGGUGCCGAAGCCUCCAGUUACAGUGGAUCAAGACGAACCCCAAGUCGAUCAUUCUACCACCGGUCGUUUAACAGCAAGAAUAUGGAUCCGGCACAUUAUGCCUCAGAUGGUCUCCGGGACCAGACCGCCGAGCUCGCAACGUACGGCCUGUCACUGAACAAAAAGUCUGUCUUGCGGGACCCCCCCGGCCUCCCGCCUGGCCUAGAUAUAUUCCACGGCAGUCAGCAUUCGACCGGUUUCUCCCAGGAUGAAGCCUCCAGUUCUCAUACUGCCCUGGAGGAGGCGUUGGAUCCUGGUUCUGCCUCUGUUGACCCUGCAUCGGCCUCUUCGGCUCUCACGGAGAUGAUUCGUCGUCCUUCUGCUGUGGUUGAUGAUGAGAUCACGCCAUCUGCUAAUGAGGAGGUGUCGUUCCCACCGCCGCCUACUAUCUAUGAAGCACCCGAACGAGAUACGGAACACACGUCACUAUUAUCGAAGUCACGGUCUAAGUCUACACAGAAUUAUGGAAGUGCUGGCGAUAUUGAGAAUCAGGGAGAUGUCACUCCGUCUCCAAACUUCUUGACGAAGGGCUUUUUUUCAGUGGCCAAAUACUGCAGGGCUCUGGCUAGCCCGAAGUCAUGGGAUAGGCGUACUAUUUGGCAGGAAGCUGUAGUCCGUCCAGCUAGUCUGGUACCAGCUGUACUGCUAGGGCUUCUACUGAACAUUUUGGACGCGUUGUCAUAUGGAAUGAUCUUGUUCCCUCUUGGAGAACCGCUAUUUUCCCACUUAGGAACCGAUGGUAUUUCGAUGUUUUACGUCAGUACCAUUAUUUCCCAAGUCGUCUUUUCCUGUGGAGGAUCGAUCUUCAAAGGAGGAAUUGGAAGCGAGAUGAUCGAAGUAGUACCCUUCUUCCACCAGAUGGCUUUCACAAUCAUGAACUCGAUUGGCAAAGACAACCCCAAAUCCGUCAUUGCAACCACCAUCCUAGCCUUCUCUGUCAGUUCAAUCUUGACCGGCUUGGUAUUCUUCUUGAUGGGUGUAUGCGGGCUGGGCUCGCUCAUCGGUUUCUUCCCUCGCCACAUUUUGAUCGGCUGUAUCGGUGGCGUUGGCUACUUCCUUCUGGCAACUGGAGUUGAGGUCUCGGCUCGACUUCCCGGGACGCUGGAGUAUAAUCUUCAGACACUCCAGAAACUGUUCCAUCUUGAUACUUUCCCGCUUUGGAUCGUUCCUCUGUCUCUUGCAAUUUGUCUCCUUGUCUUGAAGCGGUUCGUUCGCUCGAACUUCUUGGUCGGGGGCUACUUCAUUGCAGUCGCGGCUAUUUUCUAUAUUGUAAUUUUGAGUGCUAGGAUCUCUAUGGUUGCCUUGCAUAAAAAUGGUUGGGUAUUUGACGCUCCGUCUUCCAACAACCCUUGGUAUCAUUUCUAUACACUUUAUGAUCUCUCUGCGGUCAGUUGGACUGCCUUUGGCGAGACGAUUCCAGCCAUGUUCGCACUGACCUUCUUUGGUGUGCUCCAUGUGCCCAUCAACGUUCCCGCUUUGGGAAUCUCUACUGGCGAGGACAAUCUCAACGUUGAUAGAGAACUCAUGGCUCACGGUGUGACCAAUGCUCUUUCUGGAUUCGCAGGAAGUAUUCAAAAUUACCUUGUUUACACAAACAGUCUUCUCUUCAUUGCAAGCGGCGGAGAAUCUCGCUUGGCAGGGUUGAUGCUGGCUGGAGCUACAGCAGGUAUCAUGAUCAUUGGUCCUGUCAUUAUUGGAUAUAUUCCUGUGAUGGUUGUGGGUGCCUUGAUCUUCUUGUUGGGUAUUGAGUUGUUGCAGGAAGCCUUGGUGGAUACCUGGGGAAAGCUUACUCGGCUUGAAUACUUGACUGUUGUCAUUAUUGUCGUCACCAUGGGUGCUUGGGACUUUGUGGUUGGAAUCUUCGUUGGAAUCAUUUUGGCAUGCGUGAACUUCGUCGUUCAGACUUCCCGCAAAUCCGCCAUUCGAGCCACGUUCUCCGGCGAGACUGCUGGAUCGACAGUCCGGCGACCUCCCAUUCAGCAGCAAUUUUUGCACGAAGCUGGACAGCAGACAUUGAUCAUCAAGCUUGGUGGCUAUCUCUUCUUCGGAACCAUCGUUAAUGUUGAGAAUACCAUGCGAGGUCUCAUCGAAGAAGAAGCAUUCGACCGACGUCCUAUCCGCUUCCUCAUCCUCGACUUCUCCCGAGUCUAUGGUCUCGACUUCUCAGCAGCAGAAGCCUUCACUCGCAUCAACCGCGUCCUCAAGAAGCGCAACGUGCAAACAGCCAUCUCGGGCCUGAACGUCGAAGGCGACGUAGGCAAGAGUCUCCAAAACGUCGGACUCUUCGAAGCCGAAUCCGGCGUAUCAAUCUUCGAAGACCUAAACUCAGCCCUCGAAUUCUGCGAGAACGACUACCUGAAAGUCUUCUACAGCCGCCAAGAAGCCCUGCUAACCCCCACCGAACCCUCGACACCCUCAACCCUCCUCCAAGUCCCGGUCCCGGUCCCCCAACCCUCAACCCUAUCCGACACAAUCGUCAGCUCUCCACGAGGCCAAUACCUGCAACGAGUAGCAACAACCACAAUCCGCGAACACGAAACAGCAAUGAUGGUCUCCCCAGCCUGGUCAGCAAUGCGCCAACCUCUUCCCCUUCUCCUCCAAACCUUCCACGGCCUCUCGACACAAAAUGAAGACUUCUGGUUCCCUGCCUGCCCCUACUUCACGCGCGAGUCCUACCCAGCAGGUCAAGUCCUCUACCACGAAGGUGACGCCCCGCGCGCCUUCUACCUGCUCGAAUCGGGCAUGUUGCGCGCGGGCUACGAUCUCCCCCAGGGCCGCUACUUCGAACUCAUUGUCGCUGGUCGACCGUGUGGCGAGUUGCCUUUUUUUAGUGAUACCCGCCGCACGGCGACCGUUAAGGCUGAGCGCGAUUGUGUGGCUUGGUGUUUGACUGGUUCACAGUGGAAAAUUAUGCAGGAGAAGGAGCCUCGUAUUGCGAGGGAGUUGUUGACUGUUAGUUUGAAGUUGACUACUGAGCGGAUGGAUUCUAUUACAUCCUAUGUCCUUACCAUGGCGGCUUAG